Sceloporus undulatus (fence lizard) is the source of this 15554-nucleotide messenger RNA. RefSeq names its product sortilin-related receptor-like. Lineage: Eukaryota; Metazoa; Chordata; Lepidosauria; Squamata; Phrynosomatidae. Gene Ontology annotation, biological process: protein targeting to lysosome; post-Golgi vesicle-mediated transport; protein retention in Golgi apparatus. The transcript has 40 exons. The coding region runs from base 64 to 5427 and encodes 1787 amino acids. Gene Ontology annotation, cellular component: membrane; Golgi apparatus. Gene Ontology annotation, molecular function: protein binding. The record is from RefSeq and is a predicted model, not a curated record.
UUCUGCCGCCUAGAAAACAGAGGCUGGAGAGGUAAUGUCUUCUUGGCUGGUCGCCUACAAGGGAUGGGAUCGGAGGACACUGCCAGAUACCUUCUAACAGUUAGCCUGAAUGAUUCCCACAACCAGAUGGUGGUGCAUUGGGCUGGAGAGAAGAGUAAUGUGAUUGUGGCCCUGGCUCGGGAUAGUUUAGCCUUGAUGGGUCCCAAGUUAAGCGAUGUUUACGUGUCUUACGACUAUGGGAAGGCGUUUAAAAAGAUAUCAGAGAAGUUCAACUUUGGUCCAGGGAAUACCAGCCAAGCCGUGAUUGCUCAGUUCUACCAUAGCCCAGCUGACAAUAAAAGGUAUAUUUUUGUGGACGCCUACACGCAGUACCUCUGGCUCACGACCGACUUUUGCAAGACCGUUCAGGGUUUCCCGAUUCCCUUCAAAGCCUCAGACCUCCUUUUGCACAGCCGGUUCCCAAACCUCGUCUUGGGCUUUGAUAAGUCCCAUCCCAACAAACAACUUUGGAAAUCGGAUGAUUUUGGGCAGACAUGGAUAAUGAUUCAUGAACAUGUGAAAUCGUUUUCUUGGGGAAUUGAACCAUAUGACAAGCCGAAUGCAGUUUACAUAGAGCGGCACGAACCUACGCGAUCCUCCACUAUCCUUCGCAGCACCGAUUUCUUUCAAACCAGGGAAAACAAAGAGAUUCUUUUGGAGGAUGUUGAAGACUUCCAACUCAGGGACAAAUAUCUGUUUGCAACCAAGUCUGUGCGUCUUUUGGGCUCUCAGCAACAAACGUCUGUUCAGCUGUGGGUAUCCUUUAACCGCAAACCUAUGCAAGCAGCCCAGUUUGUGACAAGGCACCCUAUUAAGGAAUACUAUAUUGCGGACACAUCUGAAGACCAGGUGUUUGUGUGUGUCAGUCACAGUAACAACAGCACCAACCUCUACAUCUCAGAAGCAGAAGGCCUACGAUUUUCACUGACUUUGGAGAACAUUCUCUAUUAUAGCCCUGGAGGAGUUGGGAGUGACACUUUGGUCAGAUACUUUGCAAACGAGCCCUUUGCGGACUUCCACCGGGUCGAGGGGGUGCCGGGGGUCUAUAUUGCCACCUUGAUCAACGGCUUGUUCAGCGAGGAGAACAUGCACUCCGUCAUCACCUUCGACAAAGGUGGGACUUGGGAAUUUCUCCAGGCUCCAGAGUAUACUCGCUAUGGCGAAAAGAUUAAUUGUGAGCUUUCUCAGGGCUGCUCCCUUCACCUGGCCCAGCGGCUGAGUCAGCUCCUCAACUUCCAGUUGCGCAGGAUGCCCAUCUUGUCCAAAGAGUCUGCUCCAGGAUUGAUCAUUGCAACAGGUUCCGUGGGCAAGAACAUGGCAAGCAAAAUGAAUGUGUACAUUUCUAGCAGUGCAGGUGUCCGAUGGAAAGAGGUCUUGUCCGGACCUCACUAUUACUCUUGGGGUGACCAUGGAGGCAUCCUCAUGGUAGUGGCUCAGGGUACAGAGACAAACCAGCUCAAGUACAGCACCAACGAAGGAGAGACAUGGAAGACGUUCACCUUCUCAGAGAAACCGGUCUUUGUUUAUGGCCUUCUGACGGAGCCUGGAGAAAAAAGCACCAUUUUCACCAUCUUUGGGUCUUACAAAGAGAAUGGCCACAGUUGGCUUAUCCUGCAGAUCAAUACCACUGACGCGCUGGGGGUGCCUUGCACGGAAAAUGAUUACAAACUGUGGUCCCCGUCAGAUGAGCGAGGCAAUGAGUGCCUCUUGGGGCAUAAGACGGUCUUCAAAAGGCGAACUCCCCAUGCAACGUGCUUUAAUGGAGAAGAUUUUGAUCGGCCAGUCAUGGUCUCCAACUGUUCUUGCACACGAGAAGACUAUGAGUGCGAUUUUGGCUUCAAACUAAGUGAAGACUUGUCACUGGAGGUUUGUGUUCCUGAUCCUGAAUUUGCUGGCAAACCUUAUUCUCCCCCUGUGCCAUGUCCUGUUGGGUCAACUUACAAAAAGACUAAAGGCUAUCGCAAGAUAUCUGGAGACACUUGCUCAGGUGGUGAUGUUGAGGCCCGGCUGGAAGGGGAACCAGUACCAUGCCCAUUAGCAGAGGAGAACGAAUUCAUUUUGUACACGACACGAUACUCCAUCCAUCGUUAUGAUCUGUCCUCUGGCAUCAGUGAAGAGUUGCCUUUGACUGGGCUGCGAGGAGCCGUGGCUCUUGACUUUGACUAUGACCACAAUUGUUUGUACUGGGCUGAUGUGACACUGGACAUUAUUCAGGUGAUCUUCAUGCAGCUGUCCUACUGCUUCCUCUCUUUCCUUCCCCGGCCCUCUUCCAUGUGUCCUUUUAUGUCCCCUUUUCAUCUCUCUCUUUUUCUGUGCUUGCUUUUAGCAGUUUACCACACCUGUGAAGCCUCCAGUUUCCAGUGUCACAAUGGGCACUGCAUUCCUCAGAGAUGGGCAUGUGAUGGAGACGCUGACUGCCAAGAUGGAUCUGAUGAAGAUCCCACCAACUGUGAGACAAAAUGCAAUGGCUUCCAGUGCCCAAACGGAACUUGCAUCCCUUCCAGCAAACGGUGUAAUGGCGCCCACGACUGCUCUGAUGGCUCUGAUGAACAGCAUUGUGAACCCCUCUGUACACGCUACAUGGAUUUUGUUUGUAAGAACCGACAACAGUGUUUGCUGCGCUCCAUGGUGUGCGAUGGCACUGUGCACUGUCGAGAUGGCUCAGAUGAAGACCCUGCCUACGCCGGGUGCUCCCAAGACCCUGAGUUCCACCACACUUGUGACCAGUUUACCUUUCAAUGUCAGAACGGCGUGUGCAUCAGCUUGGUGUGGAAAUGCGAUGGCAUGGAUGACUGUGGGGACUACUCAGAUGAAGCAAACUGUGAAAACCCUACUGAAGCUCCAAACUGCUCUCGAUACUACCAGUUCCAGUGCGACAAUGGACACUGCAUCCCCAACAGGUGGAAAUGCGAUGAAGAGAAUGACUGUGGUGACUGGUCUGAUGAGAAGGUGUGUGGAGGUUCAGCCAUUGUACCUGUUACCACACCAGCCCCUGCCACAUGUUCACCAAACCACUUCCGUUGCAAUAGUGGCACUUGCAUCAUGAACAGCUGGGUUUGUGACGGAUACCGGGAUUGUGCUGAUGGCUCUGAUGAGGAUGCUUGUCCCACCCCUGCAGUUGGUGCAACAUCAACCUCGGCCAGCUCUCCAGGACGGUGUAGUCGGUUUGAGUUUGAGUGCCAGCCUAUGAAGAAAUGCAUCCCAAACUGGAAGCGCUGCGAUGGCUUGAAAGACUGUCCGGAUGGCAUGGAUGAGCUCAACUGCCCGACACACAGUACCCUAUCAUGCCCAAAUGGAUUUAAAUGUGAAGAUGGAGAAACUUGUAUCAUGAUGUCAGAACGGUGUGAUGGAUUUCUAGACUGUUCAGAUAGCAGUGAUGAAAGAAACUGUACCGAUGAAACACUUGUCUAUAAAGUACAGAACCUCCAGUGGACCGCUGAUUUCUCGGGCAACGUCACUUUGACCUGGACUCGGCCUAAAAAGAUGCCUCCUGCCUCCUGUGUCUACACUAUUCAUUACAGGAUGGUUGGAGAAGGCAUGUGGAAGUCCUUGGAAACACACAGCAAUAAAACCAACAGUGUCUUGAAAGUGCUGAAACCGGACUGCACAUACCAGGUCAAAGUUCAGGUCCAGUGUCUGAGCAAAGUGUACAACACCAAUGACUUCAUCACCUUGCGUACCCCAGAAGGAUUGCCAGACCCUCCACGCCACCUUCAGUUGACGCUGAAAAGAGAAUCUGAAGGUGUUGUGGUUUGCCAGUGGGCGCCGCCAACCAACACCCACGGCCUGAUAAGAGAAUAUGUUGUGGAGUACAACAGGAUUGAUUCCAAGGAGUGGUCAUCCGUGAGAGCCCCCAGCAAUUACUCAGAAGUUGAGAGGUUGCAGGUCAACUCCUUAUAUACUUUCAGGGUUGCUGCGGUAACUAGCCGUGGAGUGGGAAACUGGAGCGAUUCCAAAUCUAUACGAACCGUGAAAGGCAAAGUUAUUCCACCACCUACUAUCCAUAUUGAUGGUUACACUGAAAACUCCAUAAGCUUCACUCUCAAAAUGGAAAGUAACAUUCAGGUGAACGGAUAUGUCGUGAAAAUCUUCUGGACUUUUGACACGCACAGACAAGAGAAAAUGUCCUUGUACAUUGACGGGGGGAAGUCAGCACAAACUGUGAGUAACUUGACUGCUCAGACCCCAUACGAGAUUUCUGCCUGGGCCAAGACAGAAUUGGGAGACAGUCCUCUGUCCUUUGCCCAUGUGGUGACCAGUGGCACCAGACCAUCCCCUCCCAGUCUGAAAGCCAAAGCUGUCAACCAGACUGCUGUCGAGUGCACCUGGACUGGGCCGAGGAAUGUGGUGUAUGGCAUAUUUUAUGCCACAUCUUUCCUAGAGCUCUACAGGAAUCCUAACAAUGCCACCACCACACUGCACAACAUCACAGUCAUUGUCAACAGAGAUGAGCAGUAUCUGUUUCUGGUACGUGUGGUUUCUCCGUACCAAGGACCACCUUCUGAUUACAUCGUGGUGAAGAUGAUUCCUGACAACCGCCUGCCUCCUCGGCAUCUACAUUCUGUGCAUCUGGCAAAAACGUUUGCUGUCAUUAAGUGGGAGUCACCGUAUGAUUCACCCGACCAAGAUAUGUUAUAUGCUGUAGCGGUGAAGGAUUUAGUAAGGAAGACAGACAGAACUUACAAGGUGAAAACUCGUAACAGCACUGUGGAAUACACCAUCAAGAAGCUGGAGCCCGGUGGAAAAUACCAUAUCAUUGUUCAGCUGGGAAACAUGAGCAAAGAAGCCAGUCUGAAGAUCAGUACAGUUUCCUUGGCUGCUCCUGAUGCCUUAAAGAUUAUAGCAGAAAAUGACCAUAUCUUGUUGUUUUGGAAGAGCUUAGCUUUAAAAGAAAAUCAUUUUAGUGAAAGUCGGGGGUAUGAGGUACACAUGUCUGACAGUGUGACAAAUACUACAACAUAUCUGGGAAACACUACUGAGAAUGUGUUCAAAGUUUCCAACCUGAAAUCAGGCCACAAUUACUCCUUCACAGUGCAAGCAAGAUGUCUCUACAGUGGUCAGAUGUGUGGAGAACCCGCAACACUUCUCUAUAAUGAACUAGGAAUGGGAGAGGAUCCUGCUGCAUCUACGAUGGGCAAAUCGACAGAUGUUGCUGCCAUCGUGGUACCAAUAUUAUUCCUCUUGCUAGUGACUGUGGGCAUAGGGUUUGUCGUCUUAUAUAUGAGGCACAGAAGACUUCAGAACAGCUUCACAGCCUUUGCCAACAGCCACUAUAGUUCCCGUCUAGGGUCUGCCAUAUUCUCAUCAGGUGAUGAUUUAGGGGAUGAAGACGAUGAAGCACCAAUGAUCACGGGCUUUUCAGACGACGUCCCCAUGGUGAUAGCAUGAAGUGUGUUUCUGACACCAGAAACCAAAAUGGUGUACAUAUUUUAUUUGAUAGAAAAAAACAAAACAGUCAACUGUUUAUUUUAAAACAAAAAAAAUGCACUUUUGAGUUGCAAUACGUUAUUUUUGUAUGGGCUGAAAAAACUGAUGAAGAAGAAAUAAUUAUUACACUUUGUAGUACACAGCUGUGAACUUUCAAACCAGGUUGAUUUAGUAAUGAAUAUCUGUUCUUGUUGUUGGAUUUCCUUUUUAUUAUUUCGUUGAUUCCUUUUCAAAUGUUUAAUUUAGUCUUACAAGGCUGUGCUUGCUGGGCAUGCUUUUAAGUCUGUGAGAUGCAUAUAUAUAAAUAUAUAUUCUGUUGACUAUGACUCUGAUCCUCAGAGGACUUGUGGAUGGCCAGAGAUAGUCCCAUUAAUGUUGGUUCCAGUUUGUGAUAACUGGGUGGAACUAGAUGUGACAGAGGACACAGAGCUGCCUUUUGACCUCAAUCUUGUAAUCCAUAAUAACAUGAAAGUAUGGUGUGACCCCAUCACAUUAGGAAGCUAUAUAUUUGGAUCCCACUAUGACAGGGAUGGGUAAGCUCUAGGGAUGCAGCAGAGUUGUGGCUAAUGGUUUCCAUGGUGGCAAAUCCAUUCUGGAGUUUGAGACUGAACUUUUAAGGGGGACAUACAAGGUGCCAAACCUAUUUUAGGAAUAAGCUUCAGCACCUUUGAUAGCACUGUCCAGAUGGAAAUAAAAUUAGAGUGGCAAGGAGAGGACAAGACAAUGAGUAAGAAACGAAAGCCAAAACAUAGUAGUAAGAUCCAAUUCUCUGAAGGUAGGCAGUACUUUUAUUUUGGGGGAUAAAAGAAUGAUGCGUUCAACGAUUUUACAAUUUAAUUGUUUUCAGUUUGGAAAGCAAUUAAAAAUAAUUUUAAAAAAAGCACUGUCCAGAAUUCACACUAAAAUGCAGAGUGGAUUAAUCUCCCCAUGGAUGUUGCAGCCACCAGCACCCACUCCAAUUCCUUAUUUCUUACACCAUUCCCAAACUCCUGAGCUCUGUGCCUAAAUAGCAGUUGGCCUAAUCUGUCCCUAAGGGACUGUCCCUAGGCUCAGAGCUUGCCCUUCAAUCGUAGACAUUUUUCUCUUGUGUGAGAACAUUGCCUGAAGGUGGAGAGAGUGUGUCUCCUGGGGCCAUGUACCACUUCUGAACCCCACUCUUGCAAUUCCUGAACGCUCAGGUUCAUUUUUUAAAGCAUUGUUUUGCCUCCCAGAUAGUCCAAAAUCAUAGAACACAUAGAAAACUACCCUACAAUCCUUUUGAAAUUGCCUGUUUUGGCUUGACAGUUUGCCCAGAAUGGUGGCUAGGAAUGGAUGUGAUGUCACUUCUGGAGCACCAGGAAGCAUCAGUUUGGCCCAUUUUCAAAGGCAGACAUGUGUUCUCUGCUGCAUCUAGAUCUACCCAUGCAUGAAUGGAGGUGGGAUGAGGAGGAAGGAAACAGUUGUUCCUUGUGACAUUUAUUAUAUGAAGCCCAUGCAACUGAAAUGGGACAGUAUGGAUGGCUUGGCCACUGGUUUCCUAGGUGCACGUUUAUCUUAACCCCCAACUGAUGCUGCUACAAACUUCUGUUCAUUUCUGGGGGGCUUUCCUAAAUCCCUAACAAGUCCCCUGAAUCUAGCAACUAGGAAAACCAUUUCUCUCAGGAACAGAGUCUUAAGUUAGUGAUUUUUUUUUUCCUAAGAUGAAUUUUAUUUUUUAAAAAAAUAUUCAGGAAAUACAAAUCUAUAUCUAUAUCUAUAUAUCUAUGAAGAGAGACGAUAGUUCCUGAAGGUUUUACAUUGACUUAAAAAUUCUUUGGAUAUUGUUUUAUAUGAGAGUUUUGUUUCUCUUUUAUUAAUUUAUUAGGAAAUCUGCUUUUGGUCAGAGUUCCAGGAUUCUCAGUCAUGUUCACACUGACGGUGUGGGGAAAUGUGCCACUUUAACCUUUUGCAAAAUAGUCAGGUUGUUUCUUUUGUUUUUAUUAUAUAUAUUUUUUUCCUGGUGUCCUGUGAUUGAAUCAGGUAUUAAUGCCAUAGUAAAACAUAAAACAAAAGCAAAAACUCAGUACAUUUUAUUUUUUAUCUUUGAAUGUUUUUUAUGUGUUAUGAGAAUGCAAAAAAAAAAAAAAAAAGAGGGUGGGAUAGAUAGAUAGAUGUAUUGUUUUGUCAAACUGAGGGCUGAAAUAGUUUCUGCAGAGCACUUAGCAUGCAUUCACAGAAGAAGAAAAUCCCUCAAACCAAGCGCACAAAGUUUCAUACACUUUUUAGUUUGAUUUUCUGAUAGUGGUUUGUUUGGGGUUUUUUGAUCCAAGUAAUGCUCUGAUCCCUGAAUGUCCUUCGCUAUGCAGACAGCGGUUCUUGUGUGAAUAGGUUUUCCUGUUCACUUAGAUCAGGAGUUGUGAUUCUCUGACCCAUGGCUGCAUGUAACUCACUGUUGCCCCUGCUGCAACAUCUGUAGACCUCCAGCACUGGAAAAGAAUAGUUUGUCCCCAAAAUGGAGAACCAUAGCAAAACUGAAGGAUUGCACCAGAAGCCUUUUGGAACCACAGUCCUCCAUUUUAUGGCUAUUUUGCCCACCCCAUCUCUUUUUGGAGUUUAAAAUAAGCUCUUUUUUAAAAUCAGAAUGUGAUUGUCUAGCUGCUUCCUGUCUCACAAAAAGAAGUAUUGCUUGGAGAGAUCUUGGUGGUGUUGGAACCCUCUGCUCCUGUUCACUUCUGACAGGGAUGGAAGAGGAAAAGCCCGUAAUAAGUUACUUUGUGCCAAUGGAGCUGCACCCAGCAUGUGUGCAAUGAAGCUCCAGGUGUCCUCAAGGAAUGCAGUUGAGGUUCAGCUUCCGCAUUCAUGGGAACCAGAUGCUGUGGCCCAUUCUCUCUCUCUCUUCUCUUAGAGAUUGGGGUGGAAGAAAAGUAGGUGGAUCUAAAGAGUGCUGUGGGUGGGUGACUUCAGACAUCUUUCAGCUUCAGACAUCUAUCAGAACUUGGAAUGGUACCAAAUCCCUGUGUUUGCUGGGAUUCAUAAGCACCAACCUGACUGAAGGGAGUUUUCAACUGAAUGCUGAAGGUUUUCCCCAUCCACAACAUGUAACUCGUCUUCAAGAGUAUGUGGACUCUUUGAAUGGAGAAGGGACAGCUCUCAUAGCAGUGUUGUUCAUGCCUGGAGCCCCUUGAGAUAGGUUUGGGACUCAUGGUCUGUGCAAGCAGCAAAAUGGGAGAACAUGGGCCAAGCAAAGUGAAAAUCUCCAUUGAUGUUCAUUGCUGUGUCCCUUCAAGUCAUUCCUGACUUUAGGGCGACCACUAAGAUGAACCUGUAACCAGGCACUUUAAUUCACUUUAAAUGCCAUUAGAUCGAUUGUGCUUUUGUGGUUAUCUUUCUUUCAAAAUGUCAUUUUGCUGUUGGUGUUUUUUUGUUUUGUUUUGUUUGCUAAGUACUGCCUAGAUGAAAAUCCUCAAUUGGUUUUGACUUUUCUUUUUAGAAAGAGCUACCUUACUCAUUACAAACAUUGUUCAGUGGUAACUAUGGGUGUAUUUUUAAUGUUCAUAUGUAUUAUAUGUUUUCCAAUCAGUUGAUGUUGUGGAUUUAGCACAGCUAUGCAGGUUUGUCCCUGGAGCUAAGCCUUCAGUAGUCAAACAAUAUCUGGUAUCUUUGUCUUGUCUCUGUGUGAAUGUGGAUUCUACCAUACAACCAGACAGUAAGUGUAAGGGCUCAUUUAGAAGUUAACCCUCAUCCUCCUCCAAGGCUGAUGAAAAUAGCUUUUCUGUGGUGAGCACAACAUUUCAUAACCUCUUAACCCCAAGGAGCCAUUUCAUAUGUAUGCAGUAGACUUAAAAUAUAUUGCACCAAUACUGCAUGCUUCCAAUUGGUGGCUGACCAAGUUCAGAAGAACAUGAGAAUAUAAGAAUAUAAGAAGAGCCACAUUGGAUCAGACCAAAGGCCUGUCUAGUUUAACAUUCUGUUCAUGCAGUUGGGUGCCUACCAAUGGGACAUGAGUGCAACUUCACUCUCCAUCUCAUAUUCCCCGUGAUUGAUAUACAGGGGCAUACUGCCCCUGGUACCAGAAGUGAUAUAUAGCCACCUUGACUAGUAACCAUUGCUGGCCUCCUUGAAUUUAUUUGCACCCUUAUCUCAUUGUGGCAGCAAAUCCCACAGUUUAUCUAUGUGUUGUGUGAGGACGUAUUUCCUUUGAGCUGUCUGAUCAUUUAGUUUCAGUGGAGGAGCUGAGUUGUACUAGAACAGUGGUUCCCAACCUUUUCUAUGCCUCACACCCCUAGGAAACAUUUCAUUAAUGUGCACACCCCCUGCAAAAGUAAUAUCACAUUGAAGAAUUCUAAUUUCUAAUUUUUGAACCCCAAAUUGAUCCACAUACAAUACCGCAGGUGAACAAAUUGAACUUAAAAAAAUAAAUAAGUAUUUUGACUCAGUGCAUAAAAUGCAAUUCUAAAUUUAGCAGUUAGAUUCUCAUUUAUUCAGGAAAAACAAAUGAGUGAUGACUUGUGACUCAAGGACACAAGCCCCUCUUUAUUUUAGUCCCUAAAAUCCCAUCUUGCACUCCAGGUUGGGAAGUCAUGUGCUAUAAUGACAGAGAAAAAUCACUCACAUCUCCUUUCCCACAUUAAACAUAACUUUAUAUACUUCUAUCAUGCCCCUGUUUUGGUUAUUUUUUAAAACAGGGGAGUCAUCUUUGUUCUCUUCAGUCCCUGCUGCCUCCACCCCACAAAUGCCAAAUGAUAAGAGAUUACAUGGGUAAUACCCAUUGGGUAUUUCCAAUGGUCCUCUUGUCUUCACAAUUGGGAAGAGACAGGGCAUCAGAUCGGGUGUGAGUCCUCUUCCAACCCUUUAUGAGGAUUGGAUUAAUCCUUUCUUGGGUUGGUGGUUCCCCAUCUCCACCACUGGGACUGACCUUUGGGAUAAGAGGCUUCUAAAAUACAGUCCACCCUCUCUAUAUGCGGGGGAUCCAUUCUGGACUCCCCCAUGUAUGGGGAAAAGAGCGUAUGCUCAAGCCCCAUAGGAAAUAAUUAGGUGCGUGCACACGGCGCACAAGUCACAAAGCACGGGUACGCGCCUCAUUAUUUCUAAUGGGAUUUUCCUUCUGCAUAAGCUCAAAGUUGCAGAAGGUAAGCCCACCUAUGAGGAGGGCUGACUACUACAUCACAGAAACCUUUUUCAGCAGCCAAGAAGGGGAAGAGGGAGUUGUAAUGUUUCAUUCAUCUUUCUGUGCUUCUAGGUCACAUGUUUCUUCCCCUAUUUUGUAUAUGCAAGUCCUGUUGCCCCACAUUGAGAAGCACAAAGAUUUGUGUUUGUCACAGAUGCAAGUAUCUUUUCUGACUUUAACCAAAAACGUUGCUUUGCUGUGUAAUGUAGUCUUCCUGCAGUUGAAGUGAAUAUCAAAUGGUCCAAUUGUAACUUCAUCAAACAAACUUUAACUUUUUAAUUCCAAUCAUUUUCCCAGUAAUGGACCACUGUUUGCAUUAACAGCUGAGGGUGGUACUCAUCCAUAACUCAAGGUAAACAGAAGCAUAAAGGAGCUUCAGGGUAUCCAUUGGAUGAAAAUAACCCAUUAUGGCAUGGGAUUGUCCAUGGAUAUAGACCAUUGGUUUGCAUAGCUAUGAGAUAUCUCUUCCAUACUGUCUUGUCUGCCAAGAAACAUACAUAACUAUGUGCCUCCUCAUCUGCUGUUGAGAAUUUGCAAAGUAGUCAAGGGCCUUUUGUAAUGCAUACUCUGGGUUCAAGCAGGAUACUGGACAUUAAUCCCCCAGUCAGACAGGGAACUCAGUUCAGAAAUAGCUUGGUAUAUUGCAAAUCCAAAUGGAAACCUUGCUCUCAGAGAUUCCUUCAGAGGGAUGCCAGUAGGAUUGUCAGUAGAAGUGGAAAUGCUCAGAAAAAGAAACAGUGGUGGUGGGGGAACAGAUUUCCCCUAUUAUUAUUUUUUUUCACAAUAACUUUUCCAGGAAAAAGAAAGUGGAUUGUGGCAUAUUCUUUUCUAGAAUGGAGAAUAAAACAUUUAAGAAAAAGGUUUUCCAAUAUUUAUUCCUUCUGCCUUAUUUCCAAAAGCUAUGUAGUAAAUAAACUUCCAUAUAAGAUUAGGUAUCUCACCUCGCUGCAAUUGCUGCUCUUGGUUUUGUUUUGAUUUUUCAGUUCUCCACAAUGGAACAAUGGAGACAAAAUAAUUCUUUUUGGCCUGUUACAGGCCUGUUACCUGUAACCGGAGGUCGGACCAAAGCCACACUCCAUUCCUAAGCACUGGAGUGCAGCUUUGCUGCAGCUUCCGGAUUCUUCGGAUGCAUGCAUCAUUUAAACAGCAUACCUCCAAAGAGACCCGAAGCAGCUUUAUUUUGGCAGUCUGUAACAGGCCUUUGUUUUACUAAUGUUGAUGGUUCCUCCUCUUUUUAUUACUUUCAGUUGCCGAAGGAACCUGCCAUUGCAUUACUUUUCCAAUUUCCCCCCAAACAUCUAUUUUUCUUGAAAAAACAGGAAGAACAUGGGGAAAAGUUCCCCAUGGCUUCAUAAUUUCUCGUAAGUUUACAUCAAACUUUACAUUUUUCACCUGGGAUUCUUCCCAGUGUGUGUUUAGAUUUUGUCCACAUAGCCUAGCAAUGUCCUCUUUGGCUGGCAGCAUCUCUCUGGGUCUUAGGCAAAGUUAUUUCCCCUGCAAUCGGUUCCUUCUACUUUGAGACGCCAAGGGUUGAAUCUGGGAUCUUCUCAGCUAUGAGCCCUCGCCACUGAGCUAUGAGCCCCCUCCAAAUUUCACUUUUUGAUUCAGUGCUAUGUAACUGGUGGACACUCUCAGUCUCUCAACUGACACAUCCCUCAUCCAUAAUCCCAAACCCUGUUUUGAUUUUGUAAAAAACCACCACCACUGUGUGAUGAUUCUUGACAGGGCUAGAGCAUUUUAUAUGAAUUAGUGAACCCUUUGCUUCAGAGGUAUGAGCAGGGCUGGUGAAUAAACUGUAUAUUUUUAUGAAUGUCUGAAGCACAAAAAGGUGUGUGGCAGUGUUCAUGUUUGUAAAUAGAUGAAUGCGGAGUCGUCUGUUACAUGUCAGUAGUUGUUGAAACAUGGUUAUGUCUUGAGAUAUUUUCAUCUGAGUUCUUCUUCUUCUUCUUGGUAUGAGAGAUAAAGGGGAGUUCUGAUGUUUCUGCCUAUCCCUUUUGUGCAAGGAGUGAACAGCAGCCUGACUAAAAUGGCUUCUCCCUCUUUUGACAUCAGAGAAGGAGAAGAUAUGAAGUCAUUUGACAUCAGCAGGUCAAGGCAGUUAUGGCAAACUGGCCGCCUUACCUACUUCACUGGAUUUUGUCUACACAUAACUAAGUCCAGAUCCAACCUGAUGUUUAUUUCAGUGAGGGUUUUUUAAUUUUUUGGGGAUCAUGGAUCCCUUUGAGAAUCUGAUUAAAUCUCUUUCCCCCAAAAUUGAACAUAAUUUUCAGAGUGACAGGAAGGGAAUAGAAGGGGGAAAACAUUUUUUGCUCCUGCUUCACAGUCUUUCUGAAACCCAUUCAUUGGUGCUUUUAGAGGUCCAUGGACAGCAGGUUAAAAAAUCCAGGUUUAUGCCUAUUGUAGAAAUGAUAUUACCAAAAUGUUAUCAAGUGUCAUUUUUGAAAGCUCUUCUUUUGUUAUUGUGUGCCUUCAAGACAUUUCUGAUUUACGGCAAUCCUAAGGUGAUCCUAAUGGGGUUCUCUGGGGCUGAGACGACUGUGAUUCGGCCAAAGGUCACUCAGUGGGUAUUUAUGGCCGAGCGAGGAAUUGAACCCAGAUCUCCAGAGUCCUAGUCCAACACUCAAACCACUACACCUGGCUCUGUAAAGUUACAUACACACUGACUUAUAGCACUGACUAUAUUUUAGGCUCUGUACUGAGAUUUCAAAACAGAACAUCCAGGAUCACUGACAAUUCAAAAACAAAUGGGACCAAAUUGAAAAAGAAUAUCUGGGGCAGAAAGGAAAUUUUAACAUAAACUAAGAGAGACUGAACAAAAGCAGAGUUAAAGAAUGCCAUAUGUAAAGUAGAAACAGAAAAGCCAAUUAGUGCAUUAAGACAGCAGGAGGCAGAGAGGCGAGAGGCAGCAUUUUGAAAUCAUGCGCUAAUGUGAGUCAAAGAGGAAAUCAGCUGAAUAUUAACGGGAGGUUUUACACCGAAAGGGAGAAAGUAACAAAAGGAAGGGAGAUUUAAUAAGAUUAGUGGUAGAUGAACGGAGGGAUUAAGGGAGAGAUGAGAAAGCAAGAUCAUGAAGAUAAACAUAAGAAAGGCACUAGUAGUUUUAACAUCCAGUUUACACUGGAAAGUCUUUCCCUAAGGAGGAGGAAACGCAUGUAUACAUAUAUAAGUGUGAUAAACCUGAUCUGCUCAUCCCAAAUAGUAAGAUAUUAAUUUUAUGGAGAGGGAAGAGGGUGCAGAGGGAUGGAUUCAGCUGGUUUCCACAACUAGCAAAGCUUCUCGAGUGGAGAUCCAGUCACGCAUCACAGUUACAACAUUAUGAUUCUGCUUUAACUACCAUGGUUUCAUAGUGGGAUUUACAGUAUUAGGGUUCGAAUUCACAUCCAGGGAGCUCUUAUGUCUUGCCAAAUUACAAAUCCUAGGAUCCCGCAGGAUGUUGCCAUGGCAGUUCAAGUGAAUAUAGUGCUACAAUUGUGUAGUGUGAAUGGGUCCUGGUUGCAUGCACCUGCAGGCUGGGUCUUUUCAUGUGUAGCGAGUUUGAUGUCACUUUAGCUGCCAUGGCUUCAUCCUGUGGUCUCCUGGGGUUUAUAGUGUACUGAGGCACUAGAGCUCCCAGGCUGAGAAUUCUAAAUGUCCUCCUUAGACUACAAAUCUCAGGAUUGCAGAAAGUGGAACCACAACAGAUAAAAGUGGAGUCGUGGAAAUACAGUUGACCCUCCACAUUUGCGGAUUUGAUUAUUUGCAGUUUUGAUUAAUUUAUUCUUUCUAGGAAUCUCUAAGUCCUCCAGCACAACUCUAUCAGAUGUUGACCAUAGGGUUGUACUGGAGAAUCUAGAAGUGCCUAGAGAAAAGGCCUCUCUAGGCAUUUGUAGGUCUUCCAGCAUGAUUCUAUGAACAACUUCGGCAGAUGUUGACCAUAGAAUUGCACUGGAGGACCUGGGGAUUCCUACCUGCUCUCUCAGGUAAAAAGAAUAGUGGUUUUUGAUUUGUGGUUUUCCCACAUUCAUGGGGGUCCUUCACCCCUAACCCCAGCAAAUGUGGAGGGACCAUUGUAUUACUAUGUAGUGUGAAAGGGCUCCUGGUUCCUGGAUUGGUCUAGCCAGGCAGAGGGAACAUGCACAGUCUGUCUGCACAUGUGUUUGAUGUGCCUCAUGAAGCAGCAGCAAAGUCAAGUGUAAUUCUGAAAGAGGGUUGUAUUUUUACAUGGUGCAUCCUAUAUUUGAAAUUUUCAAAAUGUGAGUAUUGCUGGAAAAAAUGUUUGACUCAGGGCCAAACAACUGGGUUCAGAGCCUUACAUCCGUUAUAAUCCAAGUUGUGAUAGAUUUGGAUUAGGCUCAAGGGACCAAAAAUAAAUUAAUCUGAUGUUUUGCCAGCAUCUGUGGCUGACAUCUUCAGAAGAUCUUCCUUUGAAGAUGCCAGCCACAGAUACUGGUGAAACGUCAGGAAUAAACUCUUCCAGAACAUGGCCACAUAGACCGAAAAACCCACAAAAAACUAUGGAUGCUGGCCAUGAAAGCCUUUGACUUCACAAAUUAAUCUGAGUUUGGCUUUUUCUAUAAAGGUUUAUGUGCACAGAAAGCAAGAGAGAGCAUAUUUAUGCAACCUGGCCAUGAUUCAAAGAAAGGUCGCAGACUCCAUGAUAUUCUAGCUUCAAGGUAACUAAAAAAAGGUAGUUUCUUCCCCAAAUUUCAAAUGAUCAUUCCAGUUUCAUGGAAUUAUGCUGAGUUGUCUUCACAGAGUUUCUUGCAGUAAUGGGUCACUCCUCUCUGUUUGAAUUGUCUCAGUACUUUGUUAUCUGUGUCAUUUUUUUUCUUAGUCAUUAAUUUCUGCUGAGUAUUAAUUAUUGCACAAUUUGAAGAAAACUUCUUUGUCUUUCAAUGUCAUCCCUUCUUCCCACUUGAAUAAUACAAAGUUACGGUAACUGAGUCAAGGAAUCAGUUGUUUUCAAAAUAAACCAAUAAACCCC